This is a messenger RNA of Colias croceus (clouded yellow), 5755 nucleotides long. It is a transcript of the gene MED1, whose product is annotated as mediator of RNA polymerase II transcription subunit 1. NCBI's taxonomy places the organism in Eukaryota, Metazoa, Arthropoda, Insecta, Lepidoptera, Pieridae. Gene Ontology annotation, cellular component: mediator complex. The record is from RefSeq and is a predicted model, not a curated record. Bases 232 to 4992 code for a protein of 1586 amino acids. Gene Ontology annotation, molecular function: transcription coregulator activity. The transcript has 13 exons. Gene Ontology annotation, biological process: regulation of transcription by RNA polymerase II.
UGAUAUUUGGUUUGCUUCUCAGUAAAGGUGGAAAUUUUCUUUGAAAAAAGAUAUUUAGAAUAGGUUUCGUAUUUAUAUUAGUUUAUACUCCACGUAAGUUGCGUUUAGCAACUUAAUUCAAGUUUUUUAUUAGCAUUAAACAAAUCACACAAAAUACAGCUGUGUGAAGAAAAAAAAAUCAUACCUAUCGAAUUUGUUUGUUGUUAUAUUAGAUAAAAAUUUAUUGAAAAGAUGACGGAUUCAAAAGCUUUAGCUAUGGCUCCUUCAAAUGGACUUCACGAUAAAUCUAAAGAGCUCCAAAAAGAAAUUCUUAUGGAAAAACUUAGAUCCAAAACAUCCCAAUUUAAAAAUCUUAGUGAAACUUCCAAAGCUGUUAGGAUGGCUCUUUUGGACAAGCGCUGGGCAGUAGAUUCAGCCGAUCGUAUGAUCCUACAAAAAUGUUUAGAUAGUUUGCAGCAUUGUAUCAAAGUCACAUCUCUACAGAGUUUAAUUGAGAGACUGGAAUGCUUGUCACGGCAGCAAGAGUUAAAGUUUGUUGUUGGCACAUCUGGGGUGAAUCUUUUCAUAUCUUCUGAUAUGUUUUACUUGGAAAUACUAGUGGAAUCUUGUGGAUCAGUGAAAGAUGUUAAGAUACAUCAUGAAGGCAAGAUUGAACAACAAAGCUGUGAAGAGUUAGUACAGUGUAUCGCCAGAGGUGACUUUGCAGAUUUCACAGCACAUCUAGAAGGACUAACGGCUGUAUAUCAAUUGAACGCUGAAAAAAAGAUAAAAUGUAAAGCAUUCAGUGCACUCCAGAGUUUAGAAGAGGAUUUAUGUACAAUGAGACAGUUGCAAAGUUUCAUAAAAGACCCAUGGACCCAGGUACAUAAGAGUCCUAUUGGCUUUCUUCAAAGGAGAAGAGGAGGACACGCAAUGCGUCUCACGUAUUUCGUAUCUCCAUAUGAAUUACUAGACAAAGACAAAGGUCUACAACCGCUAACACCAGAGUUGAUAACGGAAGGGCGACCACCCGCGUCCAACGGUUUUACGUCCCUCUCGGCAACUGCACGAACACCUAUAGGACAAUCAGCGCUAGUGCUGCUAGAGGGUUCUACGGCUAGUAAAUUACAAUUGGUGCCAAUUAUUUCAACGGCGCAGAGAGCUGGGAAAGGUGGUCCGGUAUACGCGCAACUAGUGCCACAAAACAGCGCAAUGUUACCGGCUUGCUUUACGCUCAAGUUAUCCCAGCCUAUGCCUCUGUGUGCGGGCUUGGCUAAACUCAUACAUGCUACUACUGAGGUUGAAAUAUCUGGAGAUUGGGCGAAUCCGAAGCCAAUGCUUGGUCUGAUCGCACAGCAGGCUUAUAACAAUCUAGUACCUGGAAAAAUUAUAGAGUUGAAUCUUAGUAAAGGACUUUUUGUGAAACUCCCCGACCAAUGGCAGUGCUACUUCCUGUGCGAGCGGCGCGGUCUGGGCGGGUGCGUGGUGUCGAGCGUGCCGUUCACGCACCCGUCGCACGUGCCGCAGCUGCUGGCGGCGCUGCGCCAGCAGGCGCUGUUCAACACGCUCGUCGCCUCCUGCGUGCGGCCGCAGACUAAACAAGCGGUGGACCUAGAGAACGUGCUUAUGUUCGAAGUGAGCGCGUUGUCAUGGCAACACAUCUCGAUAUCGCUGGAGCACCCGCUGGACGAGAGCAUGGCGACGGUGGAACUGGAGCUGGGCGAGCCGGCCGCGCCGCGCGCCGCCGUGUGCGCGCUGCACGCGCCGCCGCGCGAACACGUCGACGAGUACAUCACCAAGGUGCUGCAGAAGAGCCACUCGAUACCCGUCACUCUGAGAUCAUUGAUAAAAAUAUGGGAGCGCGAGGCGGCGGCGAAGCACAUGAACGGCGGCUACUCCGGGUUGGAGUCAAAUUUUAGCUGCGGCCUGGGGGGCAUCGACCCCGGCGGCGACGUGAAGCACGAGCCGGCGCCGCACGCGCGCGCGCUCUACCCCUCCGCCGUGUCGCACCCGCACCAGGGGGGUACAUACCUUUCCGAGCAACAGCAUCACUUAUCUAUGAUGUGCCAAGAUGCUGGCACUGGAGAAUUGAAAUCUCAAUUAUCUGAUGACCGAAAACCAAAGAAACGUAAAUCCGAUACGGGAUUGUGGUCAGCGUCGCAAAAGAAAGGGAAGCCCGGUAUCGGUGAUUUAGGUGACUCCGAUAGUGAAAGUGACAAUUCUGAAGGUUAUGGAAAUGAAGAUGAUAAUACCAUGAAUAGUAAUUCUACAAAUGAUGAUAUCGAAGGUCAGGAGUCAUCGGUCUCUCAGAAUGAAUUCGCAUCAGAUCUCGAGCUAUCUGCGAUGGACACGGCUGACGCUCUCGGUGGACCAGAGAACAGAACUUCAUCUGAUAUGGAUAACUCGAACGAUGGAGAUGUUGAAGAUAUAAUCAGGAAUUCUUUUCAUAAGUCUGAGCACAAAAGGCAAAAGCUGAAAAACAAAGAAGCUGAGGCGCGUAGAAGUACAUCUUCUUUGCUUUUAGAUCUCACUGACGGUAAAUCGUAUAUGCCAUCGUCCGUGAGUAUUACUCCGAUUUCUUCCAACUCUUCAAAUCAGCCCAGUUCUGGAUCAAAUUUAACUUCAAUGCUUUGUCUCGAUAGGAGACCUGGUAUCGAAAUAAUUCCAAUAACAGCCGCUCCGCCUGCCGCUUUGCCGAGCUCUAUUACAAUAACUCCAAUAACAUCGUCUCAAAUGAAGUCGAUGGAUGAUCGCAUACGGUCGGAGAAGAAAUCGAGCAAGUCUGAAGAACGAAGUAAAGAGAAGAAAAAGAAACGGCGCAGAGAUGAUUCCAUGGGACCACCAGAAAAAGUUCCGCCCAAACAAGAUCCUCUAACAAAACCUGUUUCUGUUAGUAUCAAACCGACUGACGGCUCACCCAUGCGAUCGACUUCCCCAAACUCGAUUUUAAGAAAAUUUAGUCCUAGUCCUACUCACGGCAGAUCAGUUUCAAUUACUAAAUCGCCAAGUCCUAAUACAGUAAAGGGUAUGGGAAAACCCUCCGGAACAUCGAGUCAUCACAACAGCCCUAGACAUUCCCCAGUACAAAGCAGUCCAAAACAUUUACCUGGGUAUUCUAGUCCAAAAAACCACAGUAUUUCUUCCCCUAAACAUAGUUCCUCUGGAUCUGGAAAACCAAGUAUGUCAACUUUAAAGUCUGCAACCAGUGGGUCACCUUCAGGUAAAUCCGGUACAACGGGUUAUGAUCUUACAAAAAAGAUAUCCAAAGACUGCUAUGGUUCCACGUCUUUGACUUCUAGAGACAAAGAAAAAAAACAUUCUGGUCUAUCUUUUUCUAGUUCUGGUAGAAGCAGCCCAAAACUAAAAAACCCAAUGAAAUUAAAACAACUUGAAAUAACACCAGUUUCGUGUGACAGCCCCGUAACUGAACCGUUAAUUUCACCACCUAAUAUCGAAGUAAAUAAAUCAAAUGCACCAAGCCAAGCUCGAAAUAGAAAAGGAUCUCUUAGUGCCGUUAUAGACAAGUUGAAGUCCGCACAGCAUUGCGGUACCGAUUCUGAUAUCGGAAGCGCUAAAACGGGCUCAAGUAGUAGCAACAAAUUUAAUGAUGUAAAAAAUAACGCGACAUCUAGUAAUCUAAAAGUGAGUGAAAGUAAAAACCAAGAGUAUAUGGUAAAGCCAAGUUUAGAUGGUAUGAAAAUUACAAUUAACAAAACAAGGUCGAAAGAAUCAUCUAGUAGUAAUUCGAAAAUAAAUUAUUCUGGAUCCAGUAAGCAAUCCUCACCUCAGCUUACACCGCCGAGCCAAGGCUCUCCUAAAACUCACACAGGCUUAAAACCAGGUGUUAUAAGUGGCCCGGCAUCUAAAAAAACUCAAGUUAUGCAAUCAUCUAAAUCCGGUUCAUUGACACCAGGAUCCACACCACCUAAAGCCAAUAUGAGUCCCUCCGAAUCUUCUAGCUCUAGCAAUACUAGUGCUGCAUCUAAAGUGCCUUAUUCUAAAUCUUCAAGUAGCAACACGUCUGGCAUAAAUUUAUCGAAAUCUGGCUCUAAAUCAAGUUCAGGUUCUCCAAAAAGCAGUAGUUCUGAUCUUGCCAAAAUCAUUCGUGAUAGAGAACGAGAAAAAGCUCGAACUAAACUUAUGAAUAAUUCUGAGAAAUCAAUAUUUUCCUCAAAAUCUGAACGACAUUCUAGUCCCAGUGGUUCACGAGACGAAAUCGAUGGUGAUAGAUUUAAAAGUUCAGCAAAAGACGCUAGUUUCUUAGUCGAAGGAUUGAUAAAACCAUUAGACACCAGUAAGUUUCAAAUACCGAAGCUGAAGAAUCAAAACACUCCUGACAAAAACAGCCCAGUAUCGCAAUACGACAGCCGCUCAAUGGUAAAUGACUUUAGUAGAUCGGUGGACCAAAACAAAUAUCCCUUUCCACACUUCGAUAGUCCAAAUAGAGGCUCUGACCCAAUGCAGAAGUCUGGUUAUCCACUAAAUGUACCGAAGCCUCUUCUAAACAUGGGAGGUGUAAGCCCUAAAACGUUGGGAAACAAAACUGACCCAUCAGAGUUUGCCAAGGUGUUGUCUGAUAGCUUAGGAAAAGGCGAAAGUCCCCAAAGAAUUAAAGAAGAUCCAAAAGAUGCUUAUUCUGGAUCAUAUCCUCUAAUGCCUCUGGAUUUUAAAACAGAUAUGGCAAAGGGGUUUCCUGCUCCCAAGGGAAGCUCUGAAGACAGAAAAGGUGCUGAUUCGUGUAUGAAACCGCCGGUUAGCGGUUCCGUGCCGCGUAGUGGUGCAACUACUCCCCAAGAGGCGGCUGAAAUGCUUUUAGAUUUCUCAUCAUCGUCGGGUAGUAAAGUGUCAGGUAUGGUGGCCGUCCGACCCGUGUACCCAGCCUCUCCUGCACUCUUACAGCUUGCAAAAAGUCCGGCCCCGUCCCCUUUAGUAGCGGCGUCGCCCCAUUCUAACUCUCCUUGCAUAACUGAUGAUGAGUUAAUGGAUGAAGCUCUCGUAGGACCAGGUAAAUAAGGAUACAAAAAAAUUGUACGUAUUUAAUUAAAUUAUAAAUAUAAGUGUAGUAUAGGUAACUCUAUUAGUAAGCAAAGACAAGAAAAUGUUUAUUUAUUUUACUAAAAACCAAACUGCUGUAAUCAAAUAUUAUUUAAUCAUACUGUUUUUGUGUAAUGUAACUGGCCAAAAUACAAAUAAUAUUUAAACGAUACUUUUGUGUAAAGUAUUACUAACAUACUAUAAAACUAUAGUUAUAUGUGUAUAAGUCAGUUAAAUUCUCUUGUUCUAAACAAUAUUUAUAACCUUUAUUUAUACGUGCUUAGUUUGAGGGAUAUCUUAUUAUUUGAUUUUAUAUUAAGUACCUACAUGUAACCAUAUUCUAUUACACCUACAUAAUAUGGCAUUUUAAGCAUGUUUUAGUACCUUUGACUUAAUCUUAUUUAAUCCUAACUAUUUUAUACAUUUCUGAAUUAGCUAGGUUCUUAGAAAUUUAUUGAGUGUAGUGCUUUGGCAAGAAUUUUGAUUUAUAUAAUAAUAAAUUUAUGAAGGCGUAGAUACGUCCAAUUUGUCUUAUUUUGACGCAAAAUUUAAAACUAUAACCAGCAUAAAAACAUAUUUCCUAUGUAUUUAUGGGCCCACCAGGAGUUUACCGAAUUGUUUUAAAUAUGUAUAUAGAUAAUUAUUUUAGAAUAAGUAUAUUCUAAUAAUAAUGUAAAAAUGGUUAAGACAUUUAUGUUUAUACCUUAGGAUGGUUGAAAUAAACGUGAUCCAUUCAUUCUUA